Molecule: messenger RNA, 1365 nt
Organism: Conger conger (European conger)
Lineage: Eukaryota; Metazoa; Chordata; Actinopteri; Anguilliformes; Congridae
Gene: nosip
Product: nitric oxide synthase interacting protein
Exons: 10
Coding region: 220-1140 (306 amino acids)
Cellular component (GO): nucleus
Molecular function (GO): ubiquitin protein ligase activity
Source: RefSeq, a predicted model, not a curated record
UCUCAUUAUUUAACGUUACUCAGCAGCUCUUAUUUUGACGGAAAAUCACAGGAAGUUCAGACCGGAACUUCUGUACAGGAAGUCUAAUGGUUGCCAGCUUCACGGAACGUUCAAUCUGGCGACAAACUGACCCGGAUAUAGAAGUACAAACGGAAGUCUGUGUGUUUUGGAAGCAAUCAGUUCCGUAUUUUCUCAAUUCUCCCGAAGAGACGAUAGAAAAUGACAAGACAUGGGAAAAACUGCACGGCUGGUGCCGUGUACACAUAUCAUGAGAAAAAGAAAGAUACAGCGGCCUCGGGAUACGGCACACAGAGUGUGCGUUUGGGGAAGGACGCGAUAAAGGACUUCGACUGCUGCUGUCUGUCUCUACAGCCCUGCAGGGAUCCUGUCGUAACUGUGGAUGGCUACUUGUAUGAAAAAGAGGCCAUUCUGGAGUACAUCCUUCACCAGAAAGUGGAAAUCGCCAGAAAAAUGAAGGCUUAUGAGAAGCAGAAACGGGCUCAGAAGAGCGACAGCCAGUUGGAGUCCAGCUCUGGGGAGAGAGAGAAGGUGGAGAAAUUCAAGAAGAGGGAGAACAGCAUUGUCUCCAAGCCCAUCAACCCUUUCACCGCAGCUACGGCCCGAGACUCUGAGGCGAAGGCCAGCUCCAGCUCCAGCUCCAGCUCCGGGGCCGGGGCCUGCCCUGCUGGGCCCAGCUCCAGCUCAGCGCUCCCCAGCUUCUGGAUCCCCAGCCUGACCCCCGAGGCUAAGCCCACCAUCCUGAAGAAGCCUGGCAAGACCGUGCUCUGCCCGAUGUCGGGGCGACCGCUGAAGAUGAACGAGCUGAUUGCAGUGCGUUUCACGCCCCUGGACCCCGGACUGGACCGCGUCGCCCUGCUCACGCGCCAAGACCGCUAUGUGUGUGCAGUGACCAGAGACACGCUGGGGAACUCCGUGCCCUGCGCUGUCCUCCGGCCGUCGGGGGCCGUGGUGACGAUGGAGUGUGUGGAGCGGCUCAUACAGAAGGACAUGACCGACCCGGUGACCGGGGACAAGUUGACAGAGAGGGACAUCAUCACUCUGCAGCGGGGGGGAACCGGUUUCUCCGGCUCUGGAGUGGACCUGCGGGCUAAAGAGGCUCGUCCCGUAAUGCAAGUGUGAGAGCCCUGCAGGAAAUGAGCUCCGGGGAUCUUUUUAUUUUUCAUUUCUCGUCAGUGUAAUGUAAAUGAAUGAUACAGUUGCGUUGUAUUGUUAAGGUGCGCGUACACACACACACUCAGCCACACAUGCAUCCACUCCAGUACUUGAAACACACACACACACACACACACACACACACACACACAGACACUGGCACAUGGUUUUAUAAUAAAUGGAGAAAUAAAC